Durio zibethinus is the source of this 4927-nucleotide messenger RNA. RefSeq lists its product as uncharacterized. Gene Ontology annotation, biological process: signal transduction; recombinational repair. Gene Ontology annotation, molecular function: ATP hydrolysis activity. The record is from RefSeq and is a predicted model, not a curated record. NCBI's taxonomy places the organism in Eukaryota, Viridiplantae, Streptophyta, Magnoliopsida, Malvales, Malvaceae.
ACCCACAGGAACAACAGUAACAAAAACGAAAACCCAUGUUCAAAUGUGAAUCCAAAAGCCGAAAAACACUGGUUUUAUUUUGUCAGAAAAAAAAAUCGCAGCUAUAAAAUGGGAGGAGGCAGUGAAUUGGAGCCUACCAACCCACAACUCGUCAGAUCCGUCCUUUUGGGUCCCAUUUUUUCCCUUCUUCAACGGUGCUUCUGCUUCUGUUAGAAAAAAUAAAAAAACUAUAGACAAAGACAUAGAAAUAGAAAAUCUUUUUGUAGACUUUGUGUUUUUAAAAGACAAAAGAGAGAAAAACAAGGGUUGAGUUUUAGUUGGACAAAGAAAGCAAAGAAGUGUUUUUUUUCUUUUAAAACAAAGUUGAGGCUUUUGGUUUUGGAUGCCAUUGCCGAUGUUGGGUUCAUUCAAAAGCUUGGUUUUUGAGGGCAUUGAUAAACAUCUUUACUUUGUUUAGUCUGUUUUUGAAAAUGGGUCUUUAUCAAAUCCGGUAAAACUAACUCCAUUGCGUCAAUUUGACAUUGAUAGCAAAACUUCUUGUAAAGUUGAAUUUGUUUUUGAUUGGUUUGGCAGCAUGGUUUGAAGCCAAAGUGGCUUCUCAUACCUUGGUUACAUUUAUGGCAUUCAGCUGGAGAUGGGAAGUAUUGUAAAUAUGGAUCUCCAAGAAGAUAGUGGCAAGUUGCGGUCGCUACCAGCGACAACCUCUAGAAAUUUGUCAUCAUCAUCGUCAGCAUUCUUUUCUGCGAAUCAAUCACCAUUCUUCUCUCCCAGACCAUCAACGUGUCAAUUAUCUGAAUCGGCAAGGUCUGAUGCUCAAUGUGAUAGUAUUAAUUUAACUGCUGAUCGUCCAAGUUCCAGUUCUGGAAUUCAGGAACAUGAAUGCCUCGCAAAUGUCAGAUUUGCCCUGUCAGACAUGUCAUUAACGCCUGCUGCUUGUAUUUCAAGUGACUUCCAGAAAUUUGACCAUGUGUCAUCUACAACUCUUGUCUCUAAUGGCACCCUAUCUAGUUGUGGUCAUGUGGAUGACAAUGGUUAUUGUGGCCUUAUAGAGAAGCACAGAAAGCAUAUGAGAAGCCACGAUAUGUCCUUUUCCCCUGUUCCAAUAUCGUUAUCUUCUAAUAUAGACAGAAGCUAUGAUGUUUAUAUAGGUUUGCAUGGUCACAAACCUUCCUUACUGAGGUUUGCAAAUUGGCUCCGUGCUGAGUUGGAAGUCCAAGGGAUGAGUUGCUUUGUAUCAGAUAGAGCUCGAUUUAGGAAUUCUCGUAAGCAUGGACUUAUUGAGAAGGCAAUGGAUGUUUCUUCCUUUGGGGUUGUAAUUCUAACAAGGAAAUCUUUUAGGAAUCCAUAUACUAUUGAGGAGCUUAGAUUUUUUUCCAGCAAGAAAAAUUUGGUCCCUAUCUAUUUUGAUUUGAAUUACGGUGAUUGUCUUGUCCGGGAUAUAGUUGAGAAGAGGGGAGAGCUGUGGGAAAAACAUGGAGGUGAAUUAUGGGUUUUGUAUGGAGGGUUGGAGAAGGAGUGGAAGGAAGCCGUUAAUGGCCUUUUUCGAUUGGAUGAAUGGAAAUUGGAAGCUCAAGAUGGUAGUUGGAGAGACUGCAUAUUAAGAGCUGUUACUCUUUUGGCAAUGCGGUUAGGAAGACGAAGUGUUGUAGAGCAAUUGACGAAGUGGAGAGAAAAGGUAGACAAAGAGGAAUUCCCAUUUCCUCGAAAUGAGAACUUUAUUGGCCGGAAGAAAGAAUUGUCAGAGCUAGAAUUUAUAAUUUUUGGUGACAUUAGUGGAGAAUCGAAAAGAGAUUAUUUUGAGCUCAAGGCUAGAUCAAAGAGAAAGAAUUUGAUGAUUGGGUGGAGUAAGAGCAGUUCAGUAGAGGAAAGACGCAGGGAACGACAGUGGGAGAGUGGCAGCCGGAAGGGUAAAGAACCAGUCAUUUGGAAGGAGUCAGAAAAGGAGAUUGAGAUGCAAAGCACUGAAAGGCAGCACUAUCAAAGACCAAGAGGUGGUGGACGGAAUUCACGGAGAAAGAGAUCAGCGAAAAUUGUAUAUGGAAAGGGUGUUGCCUGCAUAACGGGGGACUCAGGAAUAGGGAAGACUGAGCUUCUUCUGGAGUUUGCCUACAGAUAUCACCAAAGGUAUAAGAUGGUUUUAUGGAUAGGAGGGGAAAGCAGGUAUAUUAGGCAGAAUUAUCUAAACCUCUGGUCGUUUUUAGAGGUUGAUGUUGGGGUUGAAAAUUGCAUAGACAAAAGCAGGAUAAAAAGCUUUGAAGAGCAGGAAGAGGCUGCCAUAUCUAGAGUCCGGAAAGAGCUAAUGAGGAACAUACCUUUUCUGGUGGUGAUUGAUAAUUUAGAGAGUGAAAAGGAUUGGUGGGAUCACAAGCUUGUAAUGGAUCUUCUUCCCCGUUUUGGCGGAGACACCCACAUUCUGAUAUCGACUCGCCUUCCACGUGUGAUGAAUUUAGAACCUUUAAAACUUUCAUACUUGUCUGGAGUAGAGGCAAUGUCAUUAAUGCAGGGAAGUGUGAAAGACUACCCUAUUGCAGAGAUUGAUGCGCUCAGGAUCAUUGAGGAGAAAGUUGGAAGGCUAACUUUGGGCCUUGCGAUUGUAGGCGCAAUCCUAUCUGAGCUACCAAUAAAUCCAAGCAGGCUACUGGAUACCAUCAACAGGAUGCCAUUGAGAGACUUUUCAUGGAGUGGUAGGGAAGCUCUUCAAUUUAGGAAAAACACUUUCCUCCUACAACUCUUUGAGGUAUGUUUUUCCAUAUUUGAUCAUGCAGAUGGACCAAGGAGCUUGGCUACGAGAAUGGUCCAGGUGAGUGGUUGGUUUGCACCUGCGGCCAUUCCAGUUUCCCUGUUAGCCCUAGCUGGACACAGAAUACCUGAGAAACAUAAAGGAACCUGCUAUUGGAGAAAAAUUUUGCGUUCCUUGACUUGUGGUUUUUCUUCAUCAUACUCGAAGAGAUCCGAGGCAGAAGCAUCUUCCAUGUUGUUGAGAUUCAAUAUUGCAAGAAGUAGUACCAAGGAAGGUUAUGUCCAUUUCAAUGAACUCAUCAAGGUUUACGCUCGGAAGAGAGGAGUUACUGGAGUGGCACAUGCUAUGGUUCAAGCUGUUGUUAGUCGUGGGUCACUAUCACUCCACUCAGAACAUUUAUGGGCAGCAUGUUUCUUGCUAUUUGGAUUUGGUAAUGAUCCUAAAGUUGUUGAGUUCAGGGUGUCAGAACUGUUAUACCUUGUCAAAGAAGUGAUUCUGCCUCUUGCAAUUCGGACAUUUAUUACAUUCUCUAGGUGCACUGCUGCUCUUGAACUCCUCCGGCUAUGCACCAAUGCUUUGGAGGCAGCAGACCAGGUGUUUGUUACCCCAGUUGAGAAAUGGUUGGACAAAUCACUUUGUUGGAGACCCAUCCAAACUAAUGCUCAAUUGAAUCCAUAUCUUUGGCAGGAAUUGGCGUUAUCAAGAGCCACUGUGCUAGAAACAAGGGCCAAAUUAAUGCUUAGAGGGGGGCAAUUUGACAUAGGAGAUGACCUAAUUAGGAAAGCUAUUUUUAUUAGAACUUCAAUCUGUGGUGAGGAUCAUCCAGAUACCAUAUCUGCUCGUGAAACUCUAAGCAAACUCACCCGGCUUCUUGCAAAUGUUCAUACUCAUAUUUCACCAUAGAUUCUAUAUUUAUUGUUAGCAAAUUUUGCAUUAUUAUACAAAGUUUACAAAUAAAACUCAUGUAAACAAUCCAGAGAAUUUUUUAUACUAUUUUGACUUUGAAUGAAAUGCCCUACAGUUUUGAAUUUACUCUUUUCUCCCUUGUCAGGAACGGGAUCAUCUAGACUGACUUUAUUGCAUCACGUGCUUUCCUAAGUUUCUUGUCAUAAUUAACUGUUUGAUCAAGAUUUUAUAGCCUGUGCUUAUAGAUUGGACAUUUGAUUUACAUUUGGGAGUUUAAAGAAAGAGGCCAAGGAAUUAUGGUGCAUGUAUCAGUCUGAGGCAUUGAUUCUUAAACCAAGAUUUAUCAGGUGAAGAGUAGCAUCACUGGUAGCUAUCUGAUAUUUAUUAGUCUUUAACUGUUUGAGUUUUUUGUACAACUUGAAAUAUUCAAUAUUGCAAUGUAAUUUCUCUUGUUCAAACUAUUCAAACAUGGAGAGCCUGUUGACCAAGGUGAGGGCUUCUCACUCUCAAAAGGUUUAUCCUUGUCUUUAUGAAUUUGCUGUUAUAUUUUCUAAGGGUGUCUCUCAUUUUGAUUCUGCUAUGCUUUACUUCUUCUCUCAGGCCUCAAAGUUCUACGGCCUAAUUGCACUGGCUAAGUUGAGAAAGUUAGCUUGUUAAAUUCUAGGGCACAUUUUUGUGUCUAGCAUGGUGCAUAACAUUAUAAGGUAGCAGGCUCCAACUCCAGCUACAUGUUCAUUGGUUUUAUUCUUUUCUUAAAUGAUUUACCCAUAUUCAGGUUGACCUAUUUAAUUGUUGUCAUGUUUUCUGUCAGGAGAAAUUAUCUGUUGAAUUACAUCUUUCAUGCAGGUUUUUACAUUAAUGUUUUGAAAUCUACUGAUGCAACUUUGACAACUGAUCACUCUGGAGCAAGGAUGUUGGUUGCAUCAAUGAGCAGCCUCAUAAAAGAUGUGAAAAACUGGGACCUAUAUAGGACCGCAAUGAGAACCUCACUAUGGUAUGUUCUUGCCAGGUUUAGUUCUUGUAUUCUUGGUGCUAACAUAAUAUGUUACCGCCUUUCUGUCUUGAAUUUCUUUCUGUAGUUAAGUUUACACUUUUCUAAUUGUUUUGUCUCUACCACUUUUUUUGGCCAGAAGUCUGAAGUCUCUACCAUUUUUAUGCGUGAAAGUUUGAUCAUGUAAUCUGAAUUUUGUUUUUAACCAUUUAAUAUGCUCACAUUUGGUCUUUGAGUGAAAUAAAGAUGAAAUACUGAUGAUAUUUGUAGGCCCUGGAAUAUGCUGGCUU